GGGAGGAAGCAGAAAGGCAGAGUGGAGUGACCGAGGGCAGGGUUGGGAACCGAGAAGAGAACACGAUACGUGUAUGCGUCAGCUUGCAGCGCUUGCAGCCUAUCAAUAGCUGCGUUUGAAGCUAUCUGACUCGAUAAGCCGGUGCCAAUGGCUCCAUCAACUAAGGACAGCCGCAGAGAGGCUGCAGUACACUUUACACAGUACCUUUGUGCUACCAAUAAGGUGUCUUCGGGAAGUCCAUCGAUAAGUCGUGAAGAUUUGAAAAAGAUUUUUACUGAAGAGUAUCAACCCUAUUAUAAUGUGCAGUGCCUCGAAUUGAAAACUUUAAUUCACACAUUAACAAUGGCUGGAUUUCUGGUGAAGCACACUUCUAAUGGAAAUCCAUGUGUGACUUUCAAAUGGAAUCGUGUUGAACAAGCAGCUCUUACAAAUGGACAUCUACCGGAGAAACCUCCGUCACGCCUUACAAAACCAAAGCCACGAUUGAUUGUUAGUCAAAGAUACACCCAAAUCCGGGAAAAUCAGGACAGACCUGAUGGUAUAACAGAUGAAAAGUGUGACUUGUGUAAAGUGAUUUUAUCUCCUCACACUGCUCAGGAGCACAAAGAGACGGAAAUUCACACAUUACGUGUGGCAUACCGAACCAAAAAGAAGAGUUUUGAUGAUACAAAGCACUUCCUGAGUGUGCAAAUGUGUGACAAGGACUCUGCAGAAGAACCUCUGAUAGGCGAUCUUAAGAAGUCCUGCAGAGUAGGCAGUAAAUAUGAUCUGAAUCUCCUUGUAACUAAUCUGUUUGAUGAUAAAGAAAUUUUUAUUGAGAAAAUUUUGCAGUUGAUGCCUAAUAAAGACAUCAAACUAGAAAACAUAGAGGCUGAGACACUUUUGCCUGGUAAACCAAAAACAGUAGGAAUACAAGCUCAAUUUUCAGCUAGGGGUGCUAUAAUAUUCCCCUUGAUAUUUAAGAUGCUGCCCUCAGGUUCUGCUUUGCCCAAAUACUAUUUGAAGGAAAUUUACUUUCUCACCCAAUCAGAGCUUAUGGAUCAACUCGCACCAUCAGAACCUUUCCGUCCUUCCAUGGGACCAGUUGUAAAAGUACAGGACGCUCCAAUUAUUCCUGGGAAACCUGCGGAGUUCACUCAGGCUUCAGAACUCAAGGAAACUUUGGCUAUUUUCAAACGUCCAUUUGAAAUACCACCUGUUUUACUAAGAUUUCUUAAUAACGGAUUUAAGGAGCAUGCCAACAUGUCCCCAGCUGAAAAGAAAAACCUUCAAACAAUCAGGGCCAUGCUUCCUCAAGGCAAUUCUGCAGAUGCACUUACACCUGACAACUACGCUCAACUACUAGAGCUGCUGCUCUUCAUUGAGGAGCAUCAAAUGAGCAGAGAUAUUCAUUAUUACGAUAUGCAUGAUGCUGUUCUGUUCAAAGACCCUAUGGGACUGUGGCUUGAGGUGCCUGGCCUCGUUGAUAAACGACCAUCUCUCCUUAUCAAUGAUGUGUUACAUGUUAGUUUUUGUGAAGACCAAGGAAAGCGUAAAUAUGAGGGACAUGUUCACCAAAUACAGGGCAGUCAAGUUCUGCUUGGAUUAAAUGAUGCAUUUUUUAAUAAAUAUUCCAACCAAAAACUGGAAAUUCAGUUCAAUAUCAACAGGAGGGCUCUGAAGAAUAUGCACAUAGCUUUGUACCUCAUUAGUUGCAACAAGGCACAACAUCUACUUUUCCCCUCCCUGAAGACAAAACCUCUAUGUCAACCUCCUCUGAGGCCGUGGUUUAACAGAGCUAUUGAAAAGAACCCGGAGCAACAGGCGGCUGUUCGUAAUGUUGUUCACAAUUCAUCACAGAACUCGCCCUACCUGAUUUUUGGUCCACCCGGAACUGGCAAAACUGUCACAUUGGUUGAAACAAUCUUGCAGCUGUGGAAACCUCCAUCCAAUCAAACUCGCAUAUUAGUGUGCACACCAUCAAACUCGGCUGCUGAUGAAAUUACCUCUCGCAUUCUGAGGGUUAUUUAUGAUCAUAAUCUUGUGCCAGCCACUCGGGUGAAAGACCACAUUUUCCGAAUGUGUGCUUAUUCACGUCCCUGGAACCUUAUGCCUAAGAUUAUUCAGGAUGCUGAGAUAACCAAUCAUGACCUUCGCGGUGGUGUAGUUACUUUUCCGAGGAAAGAAGUAAUUAUGACAUAUGACAUUGUAAUUGUACAUUCUCAUGUGCAUCCAGAUUGGUUUCUUCACAGUUUCCUGCUGAUCACUUUACCCACAUCAUCAUGGAUGAGGUUGGGCAGGCUCUGGAGACAGAGGCCUUGAUUCCUCUAGCUGGUUUAGCGACCUAUCCCAAAUGCCCCACUUUCACGUGCCAGGUUGUCAUGGCAGGUGAUCCCAAGCAGUUGGGACCUAUACUGCAGUCGCCCAUUGCUUCUAAAUUUGGCCUAGAUAAAUCUAUGUUGGAGCGGCUAAUGUCCUUGCCAUUGUACUCCAAGAGACCAGGCACAAAUCGAUAUGAUCCUAAUGUCUUGACAAAGCUUGUUCUUAACUAUCGGUCCCACCCAGCCAUACUUGAAGUAUCUAACAAUCU
Molecule: messenger RNA, 2569 nt
Organism: Thrips palmi
Lineage: Eukaryota; Metazoa; Arthropoda; Insecta; Thysanoptera; Thripidae
Product: putative helicase mov-10-B.1
Exons: 14
Coding region: 148-2301 (717 amino acids)
Molecular function (GO): helicase activity
Source: RefSeq, a predicted model, not a curated record